GUUUGCAGCUCAACUGGCUUUCAGCACAAGAGGUUCUGUUCCUUAUCCGCAGCGGGUCUAGGAAUUCUUGUACCUUUGGGUGUCUGCUUUGCGACACGUUCUUUUGCAUCUGCUCCUAUCCGCCUAUACAGCUAGCCAGUUCAAAAUGGGCAAGAAAGCGUCUCGCCCGCCCGCGACGAAAACUUCCUCCGCUGCGUCGCCCGCGGCAUCCGGCCUCACAUAUACCGGGAAUAAGUCAUCGAUACUGAAGGCUUCGUUUGCCCCGUCGGAAUACCAAUUGGCGCUUUUUGCAUCGGUCAUCCAGGGUCUCGAUGCUCAGCAUCUCCGCAUCCACGAUACGAAUACCGGACGGUUACAAUGCGAGCAUGUCUUGGGUCCUAAGGAGACCGUCACUUCCCUAGACUGGGGUUACUACUCCAGCACAAAGAAGGAGCGCGAUCAGCAGUCUAAGAAGAAGAGAAAGAGACCUUCCGACGUCAAUGGCAACGGGUUCGACCAGGGAGACGUAGUGGUUGCCAUUGGUACCAGCGCCUCCGAAAUCCGCAUGUACUCGCCUGUGGAGGACAAGAUCGUCGGAACGCUUGCAAACGGACACGAGAAAGGUAUCAGAGACUUCAAGUUCACCUCCGGCCGACCUGGACAGGAGGGUUGGAGUAUCGGCGGUGAUAAUAAGCUUGUGCAGUGGGAUCUGUUCACCGGGAAGACGACCAGGACAAUUCAUAUUCCCAGCACAUCGGCCCUCAGCACACUUGCGCGCCCGCUUCCCUCGAACCCACCUGUUAUCUGCGCCUCUCAGACCCCGUACGUCGUUAGCGUAGAAAAAGAUGAAGCCCCAGUCACUUUCGAUGCGAUGCGGAACCCGAUCAAGAACAUCAUCCCUUCUUCUACGGAUUCUGCCGCUGCCGGACUGUUCCUCGCUGCUGAUGGCGACCGUUACAUUACUGUUUUCGAUGUCGAGAAAAGAAAGCUUGCCCUGAACCUCGUGGCCGAGAAUGGUGUAUCAUCAGUGUCUCUGUACACUGGUGCGGAACGGAAGGGUAUUACUCUGCCGGCAGAGAAGCAGGUCAUCGCCGCGGUCACCGAGGAUGGCACCAUCGAACUCUUCACUCGGCCCUUCGUGCUGCCGAACGAUCAGUCCAAUGCAAAGGGCGCCGCUAGCCUCAAGGCCAGAUCGAAGCAGGCCAUCCGGAGAGCUGAUUCUCAAAUCAAGGUGACUGUGUCCGCAACGUCGAAUGCCCUGGUUUCCAUUGUGGCCGCUUCGUUCGAAGGUCCGGAUUUGGUUGUUGCUUGGGCCGAGGGCGGCGUUGUUCCAGUUUUCGAGCGGAUCAAGUGGCUCAACGAAGAGACGGACGACUUGCUUUUCACAGGCACCAAGCAGAUUGUCAAGUCCAAGUCGGGUUCGGUUCUGGGAUCGGUUACGACGAACGGAGCGAGAGCCGCUAACGAGAACCAAGUCGACGAGUCCAAGGCAGUUGUGGAACAGGGAAAUGUUAUUGAAGACGAUAUUGAGAUGCAAGAUUCCAAGGAUGCUGCUUCCGUGGCUGGCAGCGACGAGGAGUCGGACGACGAGGAGGCGGAACCCAAGCAAAAGAACGAAUCCAAGCAGUUGCAGAAGAAGACUGACGCGGACAGCGAUGUCGAGAUGGGCAAUGCACAGGAAUCCGGCUCGGAGGAAGAUGAGGAAGAUGAGACAGGCGAGCCUUCUUUCGGGGAGCUCAUGCGCGCCAACCAGGAGGUUGACGUGGAGGCUGAGCUUGAGGACGACGUUCAUAUGGGAUCGCUUGUUCCAGGCAAGCCCAGCGCAGCCGUGCAGCAGAUUCCCACGGGCGUGUCCCUUUCCACCGUACUCACCCAGUCCCUUAAAACCAACGACAACGCCAUGCUUGAGUCCUGCUUCCACACUGGCGAACUUUCCAUCAUCCGCUCCACCAUCCAGCGUCUCGAUUCCUCUCUUGCAGCGACCCUACUUCAGAAACUCGCAGAACGCCUCUCCACUCGGCCGGGUCGCUAUGGUCACCUACUCGUGUGGGUGCAAUGGACCUGUGUCGCCCACGGUGGAGCUCUCGCCGGCAAGCCCGAGCUUCUGAAGCGGAUGUCCACCCUCUUCAAGGUCAUGGAGCAGCGCUCCUCCAGCCUUCCUUCUCUGCUCCUGCUCAAGGGCAAGCUGGACAUGCUGGACGCACAGCUUGGCCUGCGCCGGUCGAUCCGUGGCGGUGAAGAGGCCAUGGAGAGCGAGGAUGAAGAGAACAUCAUCUACGUGGAGGGCCAAGAAGAGGACGAGGACGAGGACAGCGACGUUGACGCCAAGAACAUGACCACCCCACGGAAGUCCAUACGCGACCAGGCCUUCGACGAAGAGGAGUCUAUGAUGAACGGUGUCCAGACCGGCGACGAGUCCGAGGACGAGGAAGACGACGGUAGCGAAGAAGAAGAGGAAGAGGACGAGAACAUCCUCGACGUGGAGGCGGAGGAGUCCGCCGGAUCCUCCGACGCCGAGGAGUCCCUAGAGGAAGAUGAGGACGAGGACGACGAGGAUGCAGAGAGUGCCGGAUCGAUGGUAGAUUUCAUUGCGGACACGGAAGACGAGGAGUCAGAGGACGAACAAGCACUGUCGACCUCGAAGCCGCCACCGUCCAAGAAGGCCCGACUGAGCGGCGGAGGUCGAGGAAAGGGGAAGAACAAGGGCAGAAAAUAAAUGCAAUCGUCGAUUGAUUGAUUGACUGAUGAGAACCCGAACCCUUCGACCUCCCCUGUAGAUCUUAUACCCUGUUCAUCAGCACUGUGUGUCCCCGGAUGAUGGUCUUGAUUUAUACUACUAUUUCUUUUUACCACAACCACUACUACUACUAUCCUCCCACUAAAAGUCAGAGAACGGACAAGGAACAAGGCCAAGGAUUUUCAUAUUUUGUUUUACGUUUGUUGGUUAUAUCUAUCUAUCAUCUUCUUGUUUCAUUAUAACAUGCAUCAUUGCUAGACUUUGGAAGGGGAGGGCUAAGGAGCGGAGUACUAUGAAUAUAUAUUAUGAUUCAUUUGAUUCCAG
Messenger RNA from Aspergillus welwitschiae, 3040 nucleotides. RefSeq names its product WD40 repeat and Utp12 domain-containing protein. The transcript is spliced from 2 exons. The record is from RefSeq and is a predicted model, not a curated record. Gene Ontology annotation, molecular function: protein binding. NCBI's taxonomy places the organism in Eukaryota, Fungi, Ascomycota, Eurotiomycetes, Eurotiales, Aspergillaceae. Gene Ontology annotation, cellular component: nucleolus. Gene Ontology annotation, biological process: maturation of SSU-rRNA from tricistronic rRNA transcript (SSU-rRNA, 5.8S rRNA, LSU-rRNA). The coding region runs from base 146 to 2695 and encodes 849 amino acids.